Molecule: messenger RNA, 1201 nt
Organism: Pristis pectinata (smalltooth sawfish)
Lineage: Eukaryota; Metazoa; Chordata; Chondrichthyes; Rhinopristiformes; Pristidae
Product: aquaporin-3-like
Exons: 8
Coding region: 30-914 (294 amino acids)
Biological process (GO): water transport; glycerol transmembrane transport
Cellular component (GO): plasma membrane; basolateral plasma membrane
Molecular function (GO): glycerol channel activity; water channel activity; urea transmembrane transporter activity
Source: RefSeq, a predicted model, not a curated record
ACAUGGAACAAGGAAGAAACUGACUAAAAAUGGGGAAACAAGAGAAGAUCCUCAGGAAAAUGACGAUUGUGCUGAGAAUUCGAAGUAUUCUGAUAAAGCAAUGCCUGGCUGAAUGUUUGGGAACUCUAAUUCAUACAAUGCUUAGCUGUGGAGCAAUAGCACAAUUUACACUCAACUGUGGCACACACAAAGAAUUUCAGUCCGUAACUUUUGUAAUUGGAUUUGCUGUAGCACUGGGCAUAUUGGUAACCAGUAAAGUGUCAGGAGCUCACCUGAAUCCAGCAGUGACCUUUGCUUUGUGCUUGCUUGCUUGUGAGCCUUGGUUAAAAUUCCCCUUCUUCUUUAUGGCCCAAACAAUAGGUGCCUUUCUUGGAUCAGGAAUAAUGUUUGGAUUAGGAUAUGAUAAAUUGUGGCUUCAUGAUAAUAAACAGCUAACAGUUAUUGGACCAAACUCGACUGCUGGGAUAUUUACAACUUUUCCACUUGAACAUGUGAGUGCACUCAAUGGCAUUUUUGAUCAGGCAACUGGAACUGCAGCUCUCAUAUUUUGUAUCCUUAUCAUUGUGGAUCCUUUGCACACCCCAGUGCGAACAGGGCUGGAAGCCUUUACCAUUGGCUUAGUAGUUCUGAUUAUUGGCUGGUCAAUGGGUUCAAACUCCCAGUACUCACUAAAUCCUGCCAGGGAUAUUGGACCUCGCUUGUUUACAGCAAUUGCUGGUUGGGGAUCUGAAGUUUUCACUGCUGGAAGCCAUUGGUUUUGGAUCCCGCUUGUCAGCCCAAUCAUUGGUGCCAUUUUGGGUGUUUUGAUGUACCAGUUCAUUGUUGGAUUACGUGUUGAUGCAAGAAAUGGCUGCUCAUCCAAUGCAGAACAAAAUGAAAAAUCAGUGAGCCAGAAAACGAAGGGAAGGUGCUGAUGAAUAGACACUGCAUGUAUUCUCUGAAGAAUUUGUCUUAAUAACCUUCAGCAUAUUUUACAUUUGUUUAUUUACUCCAAAAUCACGAUCUCUUUGAACUUUGCAUUUCUUUUCACGUGUUAUGUAUAUUUUCAAUCAUUUUAUUAGCCAUAGAAUAAAAUUUUAUAACUUUCUAAUACUUGAUGAAAAACAGAAAAAUAUGCCAGGCAAUAGAUCUCUUCAAAUUUUCAAUAUCUCUGAAUGUACGUAUAAUGCUAUUUUGUACAUUUUAUUUUGAACAGAUUAAA